Lactuca saligna is the source of this 402-nucleotide messenger RNA. NCBI's taxonomy places the organism in Eukaryota, Viridiplantae, Streptophyta, Magnoliopsida, Asterales, Asteraceae. The record is from the annotation of a GenBank genome assembly.
AUGUCAUCGGAUAGUCACAUCAGUGUCGAUCUUGAUGAUGACAACGAUGACAUUGAAGAAAUACAACCACCCCCUCGUCCCAUGGGAAAUGACAAAGUAAAAGGAAAAGGAAAUGCGACAUCUUCAAAUUCGUCGGUCAAAACCGGACGAUCAACCAAAUCAGAAGAAAUGAUUGUGCAAAUGACACAAUUGAAUACAACUUUCGACAAACAUACGAUCGAAACCGACCAACUCAUGGAAUAUUCACUGUUAAUGCACGAUCACAACGGGAAGAAAAUACAGCACGCCUCAUCUUCGGUUGCUAGUCACCUCCAUCUUCGGCCACUGCUCCAACUGGCCACUCCACCUCCAACCACACCAGACGACAACGAUUACACCUACUUCCACUCCUUCGGCCAGUGA